GGCAAUUUGCAGCAAUGUCCGAUUUCCCAAACGUAAUCGGCGCAAUUGACUGCACUCAUAUUGCUAUAAGGGCUCCAUCUGAACAUGAGUUCGCUUACGUCAACCGCAAGCACGUGCACACUAUUAAUGUUCAAGUUAUAUGUGAUGCCCAUAUGAACUUGACAAACAUAGUGGCACGUUGGCCUGGUGCAACACAUGAUUCCUUUAUUCUGACGCACAGUAGUGUAGGGAACAGACUACAGGCAGGCGCGGGGCGGGAUGGCUGGCUUCUAGGGGACAGUGGAUACCCCCUGAGACGCUGGCUCCUCACCCCAGUUUUGAACGCGCAAAGCGCCGAGGAACAACGAUAUAAUGAGGUCCAUGGCCGUGCUCGUUCAGUGGUGGAGCGCGCCAUCGGCCUCCUGAAGUGCCGGUGGCGCGCUCUGGAUGCGUCGGGGGGAGGCUUUUAUACCAGCCUGCCAAAGUGUGGCAUUAUAAGGGCUUGUGGCGUGCUGCACAAUUUGUCCCAGAGGAACGGCAUCCCUCUCCCCCCCGACCUCCCUCCCCCCGAGCUUGACCCGGAGGCCCAGCCCCCUCCGAGGCAAGUCGGAUUUCAACAGGGUGCACGAGUAUGUGCGGAUGUCAUGCGGCGUUUAUGA
This is a messenger RNA of Gadus macrocephalus (Pacific cod), 638 nucleotides long. RefSeq names its product putative nuclease HARBI1. The record is from RefSeq and is a predicted model, not a curated record. Lineage: Eukaryota; Metazoa; Chordata; Actinopteri; Gadiformes; Gadidae.